CGGCAUUGGCCAAUCGGAUCGAUCGAAUAAAUACACGAGGGCGCGUUGCUUCUCCGCUGACAUCAUCUGGACCGAUUGGUAAUCUUGGCAGAUCAAAGUUGAAGAUAAGAAAAGGACAUCGAUACAAGACUCGAAGACAAUUCCAGAGUUCCCGGACUCUAACUAUUAUUAUUGACUCCAUGUUCUCUGCGUCUGCCGUCUUCCACUCGCUCAGACGAACAAUCCCUUCGAACUCCCGCGUGGCGCUUAAAAAGAACACCUACAGCACGCGUACCUGGUCAUCUACCCCUCGAUACUCACCACUCGGUUCUGGUCAACCGAGAAAUAAAAACAGUGCCAAAAUGUCCCACGCAGAUACUGGCAAGGAUGUCCCAGCUUCCAGACACCCAGACUUUAAGGCUGUGGAGGCCUCUCGUCCGUCCUGGCGCGAAGAUGUCUCGCCCAACUACACCAAGACCCGCAAACCGGACUGGAAGCCUGGUGAGGGAGCUACAGAUGGCGGGGAGAGCUUGAAGAAGAAACAUGUGGAAAUUGACCCGUAUGCGGAGGGGAGGCCGGCAACUUUCAACUAUAAGCUGUUGAUUAGUGCGAUUGUGCCCAGACCGAUUGGCUUUGUGAGUACAACAUCGGCGGAUGGAAAGGUAACAAACCUCUCCCCGUUCAGUUUCUUCCAGGUCAUGGGCUUCGAUCCGCCUUUGUUCGUGAUCGGUUUCUCGUGCAGCUUGGAGAACGCAAAGGAUACCUUAAAGAAUCUGAUUGACACCAAAGAAUGCGUCAUCAACAUCAUCUCUGAAGAUUUCCUCGAAGCCUCCAACAUGACAUCCAUCAACGCUCCCUACGGCGUGUCUGAGUUCCCGAUCUCCGGUCUCCAUCCUGCAGAGUCUCGUGACGUGAAGGCACCGCGCGUCAAGGAAUCAGUGUUCUCUGUUGAGGCGAAGCUUGUGGAGACCAGGGAAUACAACAGUCGAAGGACUGGAAAGCCGACGUGCACCAUGGCCGUUAUCGAGGGUCUCCGGUUCUGGGCUCGUGAGGAUGCGGUUAAUGAGGAGCGGAACUUGUUGGAUAUGAAUGUUCUACGCCCCAUCUCUCGUCUCGGUGGCAUCAGCUAUGGUCGACUGACUGACUGCAUCGAACUUCCCCGGCCAGAGUGGAACAAAUUGUCAGCCGAAGAGAAGGAAAGGUUCCAAUCUGCGUCCAAGUCUGUUUGAGUGCGUUUCUUUCUUUGUAUAUCGCGGUCAUCAGCAGGGUAUAGGAUUCAUUAGACGUGAAGUUAGGCGACUUAUUGCAGGUAUGUCCCUUAGAUUAACAUCCCCUAGAGGUUUUAUACCAUAAUAUUAUUCAUGUGAUAUCAUAGAAU
Paecilomyces variotii is the source of this 1357-nucleotide messenger RNA. RefSeq names its product typically associated with flavo protein oxygenase. Gene Ontology annotation, molecular function: FMN binding. The coding region runs from base 180 to 1208 and encodes 342 amino acids. The transcript is spliced from 4 exons. The record is from RefSeq and is a predicted model, not a curated record. Lineage: Eukaryota; Fungi; Ascomycota; Eurotiomycetes; Eurotiales; Thermoascaceae.